Molecule: messenger RNA, 216 nt
Organism: Ambispora gerdemannii
Lineage: Eukaryota; Fungi; Glomeromycota; Glomeromycetes; Archaeosporales; Ambisporaceae
Source: the annotation of a GenBank genome assembly
AUGGAAACCAAAAAAUUCACUCUGAUUUCACUUUUCAUUGCUAUAUCAGUGAUACUAUUAGAUUCCUUUUCUUUUUCAAUUCCGAUUACAUAUUAUAAUAGCGGCGUUGGAACUGUUGGUGGUGUUCGUAUAGGAAAUGAGUCUGCAGGAACACCAUUUUGUUCAACGCUUUAUUUUGAUGAUCGGUGUGGUUCUUCAGGUCCUAAGGAACGAUAA